Messenger RNA from Paramuricea clavata, 3863 nucleotides. NCBI's taxonomy places the organism in Eukaryota, Metazoa, Cnidaria, Anthozoa, Malacalcyonacea, Plexauridae. The record is from the annotation of a GenBank genome assembly.
AUGAUAAAAGAUAAAAACAAGCAAAUGAAACUGGUGUUCAACAGCAAGCCAAGAAAAGCAGAACUUCACAAGAAUUGGAAACAAAUGUUGAUACCACUGAAUUCUCAUCAAAGCUGUUCAGUCAAUGACAGUGAAACUAAAAAUCAAGAUAAUUAUUUGAAAGAAUUUGACUCAAUUAAGAAUGGUAGUGUUCAUGAACAAUUUUGGGCGAAAGCUAAUAUUAAGAAAUUUCAUAAAUCUGUUGAAUUUUUCAUCAGUAAAUGUUCCAUUUGUCAUGGGGCAUGGUCUCUGAAAUCUAAAGCAAAAUCACCAAGUGAUUAUGAAUGUUCGCGAUGUUUUAGAGAUAAAAAAUCUCCUAAAAAGUUUUCACUUGAAAAUUCAAUGAUUCCUUCUGCUAUCCCACAGGAGUUAAAAGAUUUGACUCAAGUUGAGGAAAUGUUGAUUGCUUGAGCACUCCCAAUCAUGAGAGUCUAUAUUAAACCAGGUGGACAACGAGGUUACUCAGGGCAUUGUAUCAACUUGCCACAAAAUGUAAAGGAACUGGCCACAUCUUUGCCUAGAUGAAUUGUCUGUUAUCAUUGUCAAAGCUAAAGGUAAAAGUAACACAUUUAAAGAUUUGACUGUAAGGAAACAAAUAGUGCACAAUGCUUUAUUAUGGCUAAUACAAAAUAAUCCUCAUUAUUGUGAUUUACAAAUUAAUGCAACUGCAUUAAAUUCCUUGUCUGAAAAUGGUGUACCACCAGAUCUCAUGACUGUUGAAACUGAUGAUGAUAUAGUCUCAGAUGAUAAUUGUUCUCCUGAUUUUGGUUCUCCUACUGAUAACCCCUCAGAGGAUAUUGUAUAUAAUGACUCAACUGAAAUGAGUAGUUUUCUACCUGUUGGUGAACAACAACAACAGGAAAUUGAUGCUGUUAGAAAACAUCUUUCUGAAAAUGAACCCACGCCUUGGCCUACAAUUGAAACUGAACCAAUUAAUGAAUAUCAGAUACACAUUUGGCUACAAUGGCUUUCCCAACAUUAUUUCCUGAUGGGAAAGGCGACCCUACUAAUUCAGGCAGCGGCGUAGCCAGCUCGGAUAAUUAGGAGGUCCAUAUUCAUAUAUUCGUGUUCACAGACCUUAAAAACAAUCGAUUUCAAAAGAAAUUAAUAAUGCAGAACACGAAUAUAUGAAUAUGGACCCCCCCCCCCCAGCUGGCUACGCCGCUGAAUCCAGGUCUAUUAAGAGAUGUUCCUCUUCAAUAACGAAUUAAGCAUCUUCUCAAAUUUGCUAAAGUUAUUCAUGGUAAAUGGAUCUACCGUUUUGCCAGCCAUCCCAGAUUUUCAUAUUGGGCUUUUAAUAUGAUCCAACGAAAACGUAUUUUCAGCAAAGUGGGAUAUUCCUAAAACAAAAUCCAGGUGAAGCACAUCUCACCAUUGAUGAACUACGAGAAAUGGCUGCCAGUAACAACUCUAAUGUUUUUAUGUCCAAGCUUUCCAGGUACGUUGGCAAUGCUAAUGCUUACUGGAGUAGAGUAAGAGAAGAACUCAGAGCCAUUAUAACUAGUGUUGGAGCACCAACAUUAUUUUUUACUUUCUCCUCUGCAGAUAUGCAUUGGCCUGAGUUACAUGCUUUAUUAAAAGCGAGUACUGAUUGCGAAACGGGUAGUUAUACCAGUAAUGUAAGACGACAAAAUGUCAUUAACAAUCUCCAUGUUGUGGAUUGGUUUUUCACGCAAAGAUAAGAAAGUUUUAUAAAACACUGGAUUUAUGAAACACUUGGUGCAAAAAGGCACUGGUUUCGAUAUGAAUAUCAAGGUAGAGAGGUAGUAUCCAUUGUCAUGGUACUGCUAAACUAAAUAAUGACCCAGGUUUGUGUCAACUUACUCAGACUGCUUUGAAAGGUUUCUUAGCUCAAAAAUUUAAAGAUGAAAAUGAUUGUUCUGACACAACUGAACUAGAUCAGGAUAUUGAAGCUGGCCAGAAAGCAGCUGACACAGUAUGUCAGCAUGUUGAUUGGUUAUUAUCAACUGUCAAUCCUAAUCCACCAGAUGAGGACAUGUGGAUAAGACCUGAGGUUCAUCCUUGUCAAAGAAGUCAUCACGACAUUCCUGAACAUGAAAAACAAUCAGAUUAUGUAGAUCUAUUAAACAUAGUUCAACGACACACUCGUUGUAGUACAAGUUAUUGUCUUAGAAAGAAGUCAAAUGAAACAGAGUUGAAAUGUAGAUUUCACUUCCCUUUUGAUAUUUGUCCUAAGACAAAAUUAGAAUUUGAAAAAAUUCACACUUCAGGUGAUUAUGAGCAUUAUCGAGCUAAGAUUGUGACUAAACGAAAUGACUCAAGGUUAAAUAACCAUCAACAACUUCAACUCCAAGGAUGGAGAGCUAACUGUGAUAUUCAAGUUGUUAUUGAUCACCAUGCUUGUGUUGAAUAUCUCACAAAAUAUGCAGCUAAAGGUGAGCCAAGAUCACCUAUAUUGAAACAGGCAUUCAAUUCUAUUGUGCAAAAUUAAAUGUUGACAGUAAUACUGAGCCUCGUAGAGUUAUUAAGAAGGUAGUUAUGAAAUCUCUUUGGUGAAAGAGAUUAUGCAGCUCAAGAGAUAAUGCAUCAUUUGUUGUCUUUAAAACUCCACAGCUCAUCCUUUAAAGUGAUGCCAGUUAGUCGAAAUGGUUCACGUAGAGUGCGUGAUACUGCAAGUAUUGAUGAGGGUGAAUCGUGCACUGAUUAUUCACUUCUUGAUGAGUAUGCUAAUCGUGAACAAUAUGAGAGUUCACAAAAUAUAAUAAAUAUGAACUUUGUUCAAUUUGCCAGAGAAUAUUAUACCACGAAUAUUUCCAACAUAUUCUCCUAAUCCCAAAGGUCCAAAUUUUGGGCUGCAUUGUAAAUAUCAUCUUUUGAGGUAUAAACCGUGAAGAACAACCCUAAACAAUGCAUGGGGUGACCCAGAACCAACUGACGAGGUUCUGAUCAAUUGUUGGCAUCAAUUUUUCAAACACCUUAUGGGCAGUCUAAUGUCCCAGACUGGUUUUAUAAAUUACAAGCUGUUAUUCAGACUGAAGAAGCAGAAGAUUAACCUUCUGAAGAACAGCAGACAACUCGAGAAGAGUGGAUGAUAUUAUCAGACAACACACCUUUUGACAAGUCUGAACGAGUCCUCAUAUGACUGGCAUCUUGACAGAGCCAAUUAUUCAGAACAACAAAUCCAAGAAAUGCCAACAUGGAUAAAAACAAACAAAGAGGAAUAUACUAUUGAUGAGCAAUAUGUUGUUGACAUCAACAGUUUUAGUGAAAUGCAAAAACUUGCUUAUGAUAUUGUUAAGUCUCAUUUUGAUGAUGUAUCAUCCGAGAAAGAGUCAUUAUGUCUAAUUAUAAAUGGUGUUGCAGGAACUGGUAAAAGUUACCUUAUUAAUGCUAUUAGAAAUCUGUUGCAAAGUAAAUGUACUGUUACUGCCAUCACAGGUAUAGCAGCUUAUAACAUUAGAGGUGUAACUGUGCAUUCUCUAUUACCUAUAGCAUCAAGAGGUAAUAAAGACCUAUCAGGAUAAAGCUUGUGUAGGUUACAAAAGAGUGUUAAUAACAUUGGAUACAUUAUUAUUGAUGAAUACUCCAUGCUUGGCCAAGUUACUUUUGGUUGGAUAGACAAGCGUUGCAAACAAGCAACUGGUUAUAAUGACAAGGUAUUUGGAGGAAAAUCAUUGAUUUUAACUGGUGAUCCAGGUCAAUUGCCACCAGUAGCAGAUAAACCUUUUUAUCGUGCUAAACCAUCAAACGCUGUUGGUGAACAAGGUUACCAAGCAUAUCAUAUGUUUGACAAAGUUGUUAAACUUACUGUAAAUCAACGUGUGCAAGAUAUGACAUCUGAACAAGUACAGUUCAGAGAUUAG